This is a messenger RNA of Pelmatolapia mariae (spotted tilapia), 807 nucleotides long. RefSeq lists its product as uncharacterized. The coding region runs from base 1 to 807 and encodes 268 amino acids. The transcript has 5 exons. Lineage: Eukaryota; Metazoa; Chordata; Actinopteri; Cichliformes; Cichlidae. Gene Ontology annotation, biological process: response to bacterium. The record is from RefSeq and is a predicted model, not a curated record.
AUGAGGAACUUUGACUCUCUAACAGUUUUACUUGUCUGCAGCCUCAGUCGGAUCCCUGUAUCACAACCUUUGGAGGUUCAGUCUGGACAAGAAGUCACGCUGCUGUGCUCCAACUUUUCCAGUUCUCCCACAAAUAUAUUCUGGUACAGAAUGACCAACAGAGCCAAACUCACCUGUAUCGCUGCGAUGUUUGAACCUCAUGAACCUGCUUCAUUUUGCAAUGGAUUUCAAAAUGGAAAAAUUGAAAUGAGCACCAACAUAUCAACUGUGUUUCUCAAAAUUAAACAAGUGGAUUUAUUGGACUCUGGACUUUAUUUCUGUGGAUAUAAAAUGCAGAAGAGUACGGUUAUUGUCGAAGCAACAGAUUUAGUGGUCCAAGACACUUUUAUCGGAUUACCAAAUGUGAUGAGUGUGAUCCUCGGUGUUCUGACUGUUUUCCUCAUCACAGUCAUCGUUUGUCUGGCUGUUAAAAUCAAAAAGCUUCAGAAAGGGUCUUCCCCUCACCUCAACUGGUUACAGCAGAUGGCUCUUCCUAUUGGAGGCUUCUUCUUGUUAAAAGGGAGUUUGCUCAUCUUGUCAUUGUUGGGGUUUUUCUCUCAUCAGAACAGAAUCUUUCAUAGUGCAGCAGUCUCCUGCAUGGGGUGGGAGAUGUUGUCCAACGGGGAUGACAGCUUAGCCACCAUCAUCCUGUCACUCAUCACCUCCACUGGCUCCAGGGGGCUCCUAGAGUUGGCUCUCCGGAUCAGCCUGUUCAGUCUCUUUCUGUCCCCAGCAGAGAUGCUGCCGCCCCAGCAGACCACACCGUGA